Messenger RNA from Pelagomonas calceolata, 641 nucleotides. Lineage: Eukaryota; Pelagophyceae; Pelagomonadales; Pelagomonadaceae. The record is from the annotation of a GenBank genome assembly.
GUAUGUUGACCUCGCCUCGCAGCGAUACGAUAGUGGCCGGAAUGAGCCCGAAUUAUGGUCCCACGAUGGCUAUGAGACGUUCUCCAAGCUCCCCCCCAAGCAGUUCCAGCCGUACGUGCGCGGAGGCCCCGGUCGCGGGCGCGACAGCAGCCGACGCGGCCGCGAGGACCGCGACCGCGUGCCUUCUCGUCGUCCGCCGGAGCCUCCGCGCGGGUGGGGCCGCGCCCGAGGCUUCGACGAGCGCGACGUACGGCGGCGAGAGUCGCGCCCGUCGCCGCCCCCUCGCGGGCGGCGCUCGUCGCCGUACCGCUACCGGCCCGGCCGCGACGCUGAAGCUGGCGCGCCACGACGGCGGAACGGCUUCGCGAGCCGCAGCCCGCCCCGAAGCCGGCCCCGAAGCCGGCCUCGUAGCCGAUCCCGCAGCCGCAGUCGACGAGGGCGGGGCCGCACGUCCCGCCUCCGCAGCAGCUCGAGUUCCAGCAGCGCGCGGGUGCCCCCGCCACACGGCCGUCGAGGCUUGGCGCCGCCGCCGCGCGCCUGACUUCGUUGCCCUUUCGCAAAUGCGCAUGGGAGAUACCGUGAGGAUCCGUGGGGGGUACUAGGGCCACUGGCAGUAGUAGUCUAGGGUGCAAUUUACGUGG